This is a messenger RNA of Podospora bellae-mahoneyi, 1223 nucleotides long. RefSeq lists its product as uncharacterized. The transcript has 2 exons. Bases 315 to 1127 code for a protein of 270 amino acids. Lineage: Eukaryota; Fungi; Ascomycota; Sordariomycetes; Sordariales; Podosporaceae. The record is from RefSeq and is a predicted model, not a curated record.
CUUCUUUGCCAAUCAGAAUGGACGGGUACUCCUUACGUCGUGGCGAUGCCCUUAGCUCCCGUCCUCAUACAUUUUAACAGGCUUUCUAUCUGGUAAAACAGUGUACGGGCGUACUUCACGCCGUGCAGAUCUGCGACACCAGCCGUAAAGGCAGCCUUGGUCUGUACGACCCCAACGUUAUUCCAUUUCAGAGAGGGGCGACAAUACAAACCCGAAAUUAAUUUCUCGACGUUCUGCCAGUAUCACCUGAACAGGAUUCCUUUCUUCUUUACCCUGUUGACUUUUGUACUAGGUAUUAGCCGUCUGCUCUCAAGAUGGAGACAUCCAACUAUACCCGGGACUCGGGUCCACCCAAGAACUGCGAUACAGUCCCCAGAAGUCUCUUUUUCAGAAUCUUUGCCUUCAGCUAUUCCGCUGCUUUACGCUACCACACCGUCCAGCCAAUGCAUUGUAUCCAGCGCAACCAAAACUAUCGCGAGGACAAGCAUGGCGUCAUCGCAGCACUAACUCGCUUCCGUAAGACGAAAUCAGAGGAGCUGAGAUUUGUUCAAGGAGCAGCAACGCUGUCCGGAGCAGCAGUAAUAGGCGUCUUCUCCUGGCCCUCGACAGAAAGAACAGUCUGGAUAGCCAAGAUGCUCUGGAACUGGAGUUUGUUUCUCUCUUUCUUUGCUCUGAUCAGCUCGGCUCACCAACGGCUGCUCCGGCGCUUACCCAAGGACCCGAGUGAUGAGCUCAGCGAGGCCGACCUGGCGAGGUGUCUCAGUCUGUUCUUGCAACCUCCUGUCCCGCCUGGGAAGGGGGACAGGAUGUUCCAGCGGGGGAUCAGCCGCCGUAUGGUCUGGUUCUGGCAGUGUCCGACUAUGCUUAUGAGUUUUUCUUGGGUGUUAUUUCUGAUUGGGUAUACGCUUCACUUGUUGACGCCGGUGUUUGACGCCUCCCUGGCGCAGUUUAAUACGGUUGUGAGUUUGUAUUUUAUGCUUGAUCCCCAUGGGAGCCGUGUUCUAAAUUACGGACAUAUAGCCUGCCAUCGUUACCGUGUGUGGCUGCACAGUUGUGGUUGCCAACUUCUUUUUUUGUGCCGAGCUGUGUCAGAGGCGCAUUUCGAAGGCCAGCCAUGGGAUUAUUGAGACCGGCCCGAAUGUAUCACCAGUAUAGCGUGUGAUACAGCUAGAGAUUUCAUCACACUUGAAGGAGAAGACAGUUUUGCACCAGAUAUAGCAAAG